This is a messenger RNA of Loxodonta africana (African savanna elephant), 5934 nucleotides long. It is a transcript of the gene AREL1, whose product is annotated as apoptosis resistant E3 ubiquitin protein ligase 1. The coding region runs from base 1234 to 3705 and encodes 823 amino acids. NCBI's taxonomy places the organism in Eukaryota, Metazoa, Chordata, Mammalia, Proboscidea, Elephantidae. The transcript is spliced from 20 exons. The record is from RefSeq and is a predicted model, not a curated record. Gene Ontology annotation, cellular component: cytoplasm. Gene Ontology annotation, biological process: negative regulation of apoptotic process; protein polyubiquitination. Gene Ontology annotation, molecular function: ubiquitin protein ligase activity.
GCCCGGAAGCGGAAGCCACUUUGGGAAACGGAGAACCCCCUAACCGGCUACCGAUCAGUGUCAAGACCUAGUUAUUACCGGGUGUUUCCGGGGGAGGGUGGAGGGCCGGUGUUCAACUCGGUGUUGCUGCCGCUUCCGAGGGUGGCAGACCUGGGGCUUUGCCGUGCUUCCAUCCCUAGGCCGGGUAACGUUUCUCUUCUCCAUCUCUGCACCUCGGGACAGAGCCCAGAAGACCUGUACCUAAGUUCGGAGAGAGGACAAGGGUCGUAGGGACGAAAUCCUGGAUUGCCCGGUAGUUUGGGAAACACAUUUUCUUCAGCCCGCAGCGGUGGGGCGUCAAGCCUCGACAGUCCAACCCUGAGGCUCUAGUUUCUAUUUGGUUGUCCUAGCCCUCGUGGUGCUUCGUGUAGCUAGGCAGACGAUUCUCCCCGAGUAAAUACAGUGUAAUUGGUCGUGGUGGCGAGAGGGGUGAAGGAGGGCUCGAGGGCCUUUUUUAGACUAUUGCUAGAAAAUUGGGAGCAUAAGCUUGCAGAUAUUACUAGUAACCAAACGAGGAAAAAGGUGGGUUUUUUUUUUUUUUGGUGUGUUAUCCUUAAAGGAAAAGGAAAAGUAGCUACGAUGUACUCCGAUGGUUCUUAACCUUUUGGGGAUCACAUACACCUUGGAAGUUUGUGGAAGGCCAGGGACGACUCUUAAAAAAAAUGGGCACACACAAAACUUGUCAUACAGUUUUGAGAGUCGUGGAUUCUGAAGCCCAUUUGUGAACCCUCUAAGUGUCUGUCUGAAUCUCAGGUUAAGAACCUUAUCCUGGAUACUGUACUUUACACUUUAUUUAUGUUUCCUCCUUUGACCUUCACAAUAACUGAGUAAGAAUAGCAUCCUGGAACACCAGAAGAGAUGCAUCUUGUGGCUAAUUGUGCCCUGCACUAGAGAGAAGUCCCGGGAUGACGUUCUUGGGCUAUAUUUCUCCAGCCUGGAAUUUACCCAGUUCAUUCGAAAAACAUUGACGCUCUGCUUGUCGUGACACAUCCCAGUGAAGGUCUGAUGGACAGACCCUUUCUGUUGACCUUGCAGUUUUUUUUUUUCCAUGUGGAAGUUGGAAGAUAAAGGUGAAAAGGGCAAAAGUGAUCUGCUUUGGUGAAUAGGAGUGCCCCUCUCAGUUCUCAGAACAUGGGCCCUCGUUUAAAGCUGCAGCUGUGAUCCUCGGCUGUCUGUUGGCAUUGAAGAGACCUGAUGUUUUACGUUAUUGGUGGAAUCACAGUGUCUGUGGUUGCAUUCUUCUUCACAAUUAAGUUCCUCUUUGAGCUUGCCGCACGUGUAGUCAGCUUCCUCCAGAAUGAGGACCGUGAGCGCCGAGGGGACCGGAGUAUUUAUGACUACGUGCGGGGAAAUUACCUGGAUCCUCGGUCUUGCAAAGUCUCCUGGGAUUGGAAGGACCCCUAUGAGGUGGGCCACAGCAUGGCCUUCCGAGUGCAUUUAUUCUAUAAGAAUGGGCAGCCUUUUCCUGCAAAUCGGCCCGUGGGACUAAGAGUUCACAUCUCCCAUGUUGAGCUGGCAGUGGAAAUUCCAGUGACCCAGGAAGUCCUUCAGGAGCCCAACUCCAACGUGGUAAAGGUGGCCUUCACUGUACGCAGGGCUGGGCGUUAUGAAAUCACAGUGAAGCUUGGUGGAUUAAAUGUGGCCUAUAGUCCCUACUACAAAAUUUUUCAACCUGGAAUGGUGGUUCCUUCCAAGACCAAAAUUGUGUGCCAUUUUUCUACUCUUGUGUUGACUUGUGGGCAGCCACACACCCUUCAAAUAGUGCCCCGAGAUGAGUAUGACAACCCUACCAACAAUUCCAUGUCCUUGAGAGAUGAGCACAAUUACAGUUUGUCCAUUCAUGAGCUUGGUCCUCAAGAAGAAGAAAGUACUGGUGUCUCAUUUGAGAAUUCAGUAACAUGCAACAGGCAGACUUGCCAAGUGUUCUUGCGACUCACCUUGCAUUCUCGUGGGUGCUUCCAUGCCUGCAUCUCAUACCAAAAGCAACCAAUCAAUAAUGGCGAAUUUGACAUUAUUGUCCUAAGUGAGAGUGAAAAGAAUAUUGUCGAGCGUAAUGUAUCCACCUCAGGGGUGAGCAUUUACUUUGAGGCUUAUCUUUAUAAUGCCACCAACUGUACCAGCACACCGUGGCACCUUCCACCCAUGCACACGAGUUCUUCCCAGCGCCGGCCUUCCACUGCUGUCGAGGAGGAAGAUGAGGAUUCCCCCUCUGAGUGCUACACCCCCGAGAAGGUGAAGAAACCAAAGAAGGUGUACUGCUACGUGUCGCCAAAGCAAUUCUCUGUGAAGGAGUUCUACCUGAAAAUCAUUCCCUGGCGCCUUUACACCUUCCGAGUGUGUCCAGGAACAAAAUUUUCGUACCUUGGCCCUGACCCUGUCCAUAAGCUCCUCACACUGGUGGUGGAUGAUGGCAUCCAACCUCCCGUGGAGCUCAGCUGUAAGGAGAGGAACAUUCUAGCAGCCACUUUCAUCCGCUCCCUCCAUAAGAACAUAGGAGGCUCUGAGACCUUCCAGGACAAGGUGAACUUUUUCCAGAGAGAGCUUCGGCAGGCACAUAUGAAAAGACCACAUUCCAAAGUCACCCUGAAGGUCUGCAGACAAACCUUGUUGGAAUCGUCUCUGAAAGCCACUCGGAAUUUCUCCAUCUCAGAUUGGAGCAAGAACUUUGAAGUGGUUUUCCAAGAUGAAGAAGCUCUGGACUGGGGAGGGCCUCGCCGGGAAUGGUUCGAGCUGAUCUGCAAGGCGCUAUUUGAUACCACCAAUCAGCUCUUCACUCGAUUCAGUGACAACAACCAAGCAUUAGUGCACCCCAACCCUAACCGCCCUGCUCAUUUGCGGCUGAAGAUGUAUGAAUUUGCAGGGCGGCUGGUGGGCAAGUGCCUCUAUGAGUCCUCUCUAGGUGGAGCCUACAAGCAGUUGGUCCGAGCUCGCUUUACCCGAUCUUUCCUGGCUCAAAUCAUAGGACUACGUAUGCAUUAUAAGUACUUUGAAACAGAUGAUCCAGAAUUCUACAAAUCUAAAGUUUGUUUUAUUCUCAACAAUGACAUGAGUGAGAUGGAGCUGGUCUUUGCAGAGGAGAAAUAUAACAAAUCAGGUCAACUGGAUAAGGUUGUAGAACUCAUGACAGGUGGAGCUCAAAUCCCAGUGACCAAUGCAAAUAAAAUCUUCUAUUUAAACUUGCUGGCUCAGUAUCGGCUGGCCAGUCAAGUGAAAGAGGAGGUGGAACAUUUUCUAAAAGGUCUGAAUGAAUUGGUCCCGGAAAACCUUUUGGCUAUUUUUGAUGAGAAUGAGCUUGAGCUGCUGAUGUGUGGGACUGGAGACAUCAGUGUGUCUGACUUCAAAGCCCAUGCAGUGGUGGUUGGUGGUUCAUGGCAUUUCAGAGAGAAGGUCAUGAGGUGGUUUUGGACUGUGGUUUCCAGUUUGACCCAGGAGGAGCUGGCUCGGCUGCUUCAGUUCACAACAGGUUCCUCUCAGCUACCACCUGGAGGCUUCGCUGCCCUCUGCCCCUCAUUCCAGAUUAUUGCGGCUCCAACCCAUAGCACGCUACCUACUGCACACACGUGUUUUAACCAGCUGUGCCUCCCUACAUAUGACUCGUAUGAAGAGGUGCACAGGAUGCUGCAGCUAGCCAUCAGCGAGGGCUGUGAGGGCUUUGGCAUGCUCUGAUCACUGUCCUGUCAUCCACUCAGCUCCUGAAUGGGCGCACGUUACAGACACCGUAACCUCUGGCCCUAACACUCAUGUGACCAUCAACCAGAAAAUGCCGCAUGUUCCCUGUGUCUGGAGUAUUUUGUCUUCAACAAGCCUGUCUUUACCUCAGUCCCUUCUUGCCCAUAUCCACCACAGGCCACUUCGGCAUGGUACGUAAUCUGGGCUCUAAGUUCAUUCCCAAGAAGAGGACCGUGCUGCUGUAAUUUAAUUUGGUUCUUUGAAGAUCUUAGUUGGUGGAGCUGCCUCAGUAGCUGAGGGAGAUUGCACAAAGGGCUGAGCUCUGUUGGAAAUUUGGUGUGCAGAAAGUCUGAAGUCCACAUUUGCUCCAACUCCUGCUGCUAAUACUCCUUGGAGGUACGUUGUUUGGCCCUCAGUGCAGACCUGACUGGUACCCAAGUCCUUCUCUGUAAGGAGGGCAUUUGUCUCUUCUCAUCAGGAGCCAGGAGAAGCACAGAGAGGAAAUGGCCCACGUGUGCAAUUUUUAGUUUCAUUCCUUUGCACAGUGGCGGGUACAGGACUACCUAUAAUGGGGACUGAUAGCUCAAAAGGAUUUUUUUUUUUUUUUAUGGUAUCAAAACUGGAAAAGGAGCUUUCCCACAGGCAUUUCUGGAAAUGAUUAGUAAUCCACAAAGAAGAACUCUCCAAGCUUUUUCUUGAAUUUCAGCCAGGUGAGAAAAGCAGACAGAAGAUCUAAGAAUGUGAGCUAUAGCUGGGCUGUAGCCUCCAUUGCUGAACAUGAUCCUCCUGUAGGGUUAUGGGGCAUGCCUAGGCACAUACCUGGCUUGAAGACUACUGAUGAUUUUCCUGCGUUUGUUCCUUACACUGAGGUGUGGCUGGGCCUGGCCACUUCCCUUCCGAGUUACACAGUCUGCUAAGAGCUAGGAAUUCUUCUCUGACAUGACUUCAGAGGGUCCCACCAGGUCUCUCUUCUAGAUUUCUACUGAAGAAAAUUUUGUAGCAAAGGAAUGAGACAGAAUAGCAUGCCAGGGAUCCCUGAUUCUCUUUUUGCUUGGUGUUCUCUGGCAGCACUGAGGCAAGGAAAGAGGGACCAGGAGUUAAAGUGCUUGUCACGGUUCCUUUCCCUUGGGGUCAAGACACUGGGAGCAGACACAGAGCUGUGUCACGCACUAAACACAUAGCUGUCCCAGUGACUUCACUCCCUCAGGUACCUGAAAGGGGAACUGAGGAGGGAGGAAGAUAUAUUAGGUUCACAGUAGGGUGAUGAUUGAAGAGAAUCUGCAGCCGUCUCUUGGAAGAUGACAACAUCCUUUUUCACUACAAUUUGGAUGAAAAUUGUUUCAGGAUCCAAAAUCUCAUUGACUCCCCAAAUUUCUGUUUUUAAGAAGGCUUUGCUGCAAGUUACAAUUUCCAGUGGAGCAUUCACUCUGAGAAUAUUACAAGCCAUCUUUAUUGCCAAAACCCAGCAAGUACACGGAGUCCUGAGACGAGGCAGGACUUGUGGCAAUGCCUUGGCCUCCUGGAAGCAUGUCUGAGCCCUCCCUCCCCCGCCCCCCCCCCGCCCACGCUGGGCGGAGAUCCGAGUAACAAGCCCUCCGAAGCUGCUGUGGUUCCUGCCUGACUCUCUCCUUUGCAGUUGUCAUUUUGCCCUUUCUUGGCGUGGGUGCUGACCUCCCUCAUCCUUGGGGUCCAGGAUCCAGCACCAGGGCUGGAUCUACACCCCAGGAUCCUCCAUGCCACAUGGUCACUGCUCUCCUCAGGGACCAGGACAAGGUGCUGCUGUUUGCCCCAGUUUUUUCCCAUGGGAUAUGCACAGGCAAGUUCAGUCGUCACGACCAUGAUGCUGCCCCUCGGGCCCAUGUAGGGAUUUCCAGGUUGGGGCACGUGGGCUGGUUCUGCUGUCUCUGGCAGUUGUUGCACUUCUGGAUCCUGCAUUCACCACUCCCGCAGCCUUCAAGAGACUGAAGCCGGAGAUCACGUUGACUUUCUUGGCCAGAUCUGUCAUUUUUAGCUCUGGUCAUAGCUCUUUUUCAGAGAACCCUGGUCACCAUUGCAUCCCAACUGGGCCAGUGUCAUCCCCGUGGUGGUCCUUCAGCACCAGAGUCUUUGUUUAACAGAACCCUUUGGUAUAUUGUGGUUUUCUAUUCUUCCAGUUUACUCCCUUUCUUCUAACUUUAUUCAAAAGGAUCUUUGUUCUUUUUUGCCUCUCCUUUUAUCUUUUUUUUU